Messenger RNA from Entamoeba histolytica HM-1:IMSS, 2094 nucleotides. RefSeq lists its product as uncharacterized. The record is from RefSeq and is a predicted model, not a curated record. The transcript has a single exon. Bases 1 to 2094 code for a protein of 697 amino acids. Lineage: Eukaryota; Evosea; Mastigamoebida; Endamoebidae.
AUGUCAGAAAAAGAAAUAAAAGUGUUUGAUGAAGAAUUAAUUAAACACCAUAUUAAGCCAAUGAUUCAUGAAGGAGAUUAUGUUCAUGGAGUAGAGUGUUUGUAUAAUGAAAUAACAAAACAAGUAGGUCAUCCAAUGAAACAACAAAUAGAUGGAAUUUAUAUGACAUAUGAAAAUAUAUUUCCAAAACAACCAAAACAUUUAAGCAAUGAACAAAUCAAAAAUACUAUUACAGAAGUAGCUACAUUAGCAUCAGCAGAAAUAUUAUUUGCUUUAUGUAAAUAUUAUAAGGAAUUAAAAAAAUGUCAAAGUGAAUUAUUCCAACCAUUAUCACAAAUUGUUGUUAAAAAAAUAUUUCCUGUUUCUUUUGAAUUUGUUUGUAGAACAACUAAAGAUAAUGAUUUUAGAUUUGAGUUACAAAUGAAAAAAUAUAUUAGAAGUGAUUUGAGAGAAGUAUUAAAAAUUAAUCCUAAAAUUUAUCCUUCUUCAUAUCCAAGUGAUCCUAGCGUGUUUGGAAGAACUAUCAAUGUUUUAAAUAAAUUAGAAACUUCACCUACAAUUGAUGAUAUGAGAAGUGAAUUAGUUAAUUCACAAACAGCUAUUAUUGAUGAUGUAAAAGAUAUGCAUGAUAAUGUUUUACCAAAAGACUUUGAUAGUGAUGAUUUAUUGUCUUUAUUAACAUUUUCUUUAUUACAUUCUACAUUGAAACAUCCAUUUGCUAUUUCUAUAUUAUUAGAAUGUUUCUUAACUGAUGAAGAUUUCUUAACUCAAGUUGGAUAUUCAUUAACUACAUUUACUGUAGCAAUUCAAUCAGUAAUUAAAAUGACUGAAAAUGAAUGUAUACAAAAUAAAGAAUUAUUACAAUUAAAUCCUGUAGAUGCUCUUACUAGAAGAAAUACAGUUAAAAGAAAACCUACUAUAAUGUGUACUCAACCUGUAUUUAGACCAACUAUUAAUUCUUCUCAUGAAAAUAUAAUUAUGGUAAAGAAACCUACAACUAAAAGAGAAGAAAAAUUUAUUAUUGGAACACGUUCUACAUUAGCAAAAAAGAAAGACAAACAAGUUGUUGGAAGUGUUGGAAUUCUUGACUCUCCACUACAUAAGAAAAAUUUUACUACUUCAUAUGAUGAUAAUUCUUAUUAUGAACCUUUUGGCACUCAUCAUAUUGAUAAUCUUAAAUCAACUGUUACUCCAGUUAUACUAACAAGUUCUACUGUUUCUACUACUCCAAACAAAAAUCAUAGUGACCUUUCUUCUGAAGAUAUCAUUUUUAGUUUAUCACCAAAUACUGUUCCUGAAAGUCCUAUAAUACCUUCACCAAAACAUGAACAACAAGAUGAACUAACUAAAAGUAAUCCUAUACACACAGAUAUUUGUGAUAGCCAAUUAAAUGUAAGUGAACUCAGUAAAGAAAAAGAAUUAAAUAAUAAUUCUGAAAUUGAUUUUACAUCAAAAAUAACUUCUCAAAAUGAUAUUCAAGUUAAAGCCAUUGAUAAGUCAGACAUUCAAAAAGAAAAAAUACAAGAAAAUAACCAGUUUAUUAAUCAAAUUACUACUGAAAGUAUAAUAGAAAAUAAUAGUAAAAUAAAAAGUGAAUAUCAAAGUGGAAUAAAUAAGGAUUUUCAAAUAAAAAAUAAUACUGACAAACAAGACUUAGCAUUAAACCAAGAAAUAGUCAAUGGAAAAAUUAUUCGAAAAGAACAAACAAAUGAUGGCUUAAGUGAAAAAGAAGAAAAACAAGAACAAUAUUCAAAAAAGUUUGAUCAGUUAAAUGACCAACACAUAAAACAAUCAAAAGAAAUAAACGAACAAGACAAAUUAAUUCAAAACACUGAAAUACAAGAUGAUUCUGAACGUUUAUCUGUUUCUAAAGCUAAAAUAAAAUUUGAAGCUGCGGCUCAAGAUGAAUUAAUAGAAAAACAUCACAAAUCAAUAUCUACACCCCCCAAUUCAGUUUUAAGUGUUAAAGAACGAAUGAAAUUAUUUGAAUCAAAAUUUAUAGAAGAGGCUGAACCACAAUAUAUUAAAAGAACAAAAGAGGCUAAUCCAUCUCAUAAACCUUUAACGUCACAGAAUAAUGUAAUUCAAAAUUAG